Hibiscus syriacus is the source of this 1217-nucleotide messenger RNA. Its product is annotated as GDSL esterase/lipase EXL3-like. Lineage: Eukaryota; Viridiplantae; Streptophyta; Magnoliopsida; Malvales; Malvaceae. Gene Ontology annotation, cellular component: extracellular region. The record is from RefSeq and is a predicted model, not a curated record. The transcript is spliced from 5 exons. Gene Ontology annotation, molecular function: hydrolase activity, acting on ester bonds. Bases 29 to 1123 code for a protein of 364 amino acids.
CGAGUAUCACAUAAAAAAUAAUUCCGGAAUGGAACUGACAUUUUCCUCAGCUUCCUCAACCGCUUGGCUGUCUCGUCUGUUGGUAAUAUUUUCACUUUUGAUAUUCAAAACGACGGCAUUGAUAAAGCUACCACCGAAUGAAAUGGUUACCGGUGUUAUGGCGUUUGGGGAUUCAAUUGUUGACCCCGGAAACAACAACAAUCUCCCCACUCUUAUCAAGUCCAACUUCCCCCCCUACGGCCAAGAUUUUGAAGGCGGUGUUCCAACAGGAAGGUUUUGCAACGGAAAAGUCCCUUCCGAUUUCAUAGCUAAAGAACUGGGAAUAAAAGAUACAGUGCCAGCAUAUUUGGAUCCAAAUUUAAAACCUCAGGAUCUCAUAACAGGAGUAAGCUUUGCGUCAGGUGGCAGCGGAUAUGAUUCUUUGACUGCCCAACUGGUGUCCGUAAUAUCGAUGCCGGCCCAGUUAGAUCACUUCAGAGAAUACAUAGCGAAGCUGAAACAACUUGUUGGAGAAGAGAGAACAAAGUUCAUCUUGGCCAAGAAUUUAUAUCUGGUUGUAGCAGGUAGCGACGACCUUGCCAAUACCUAUUUUGUUCUCCGUGCCAGGAAAUUGCAGUACGACAUUCCCGCUUACACUGAUUUAAUGCUUAACUCGGCUACACACUUUUUAAAGGAACUGUAUGGUUUGGGAGCAAGAAGAAUAGGGGUGUUUAGUACACCUCCAAUCGGCUGUGUGCCAUCACAAAGAACUUUGUCAGGAGGGAUUGAAAGGGGAUGCGCAAAUGAUUAUAACGUGGCAGCUAGAUCGUUCAAUAAAAAGCUAUACGCAGCGUUGAAUUCCCUUGGAACAAGCAUGCCCGAUGGGAGAUUUGUGUACGUAGAUAUCUACAAUCCGCUGUUUGAUCUCAUUAAAAACCCUGGAGAAUAUGGCUUUGAAGUUGCAGACAAAGGCUGCUGUGGAUUUGGGUACUAUGAGGUAGCAAUUUUGUGUAAUAAAUGGAGUCCAACUACUUGUACAAACGUCUCAAAGUAUAUAUUCUGGGACAGUUAUCAUCCAACGGAGAAUGCAUACAGAGCCCUACUUCGCCCGCUCCUCCCGAAAUAUGUGAGCAAAUUCUUUUGAACUGAGACCGUCUUCGAUGAUUUAUAAACAUAUAUAUGGGCUUGAACUCCAUGCAAGUCUUGAGUUAUUAUGUAAUUUUCACUCUCUAUAUUAA